AGGGAGAGAGGGGGAGAGAGCGCAGAGCUGUGCGGAGGCUCAGUCUGGGGAGAAGAGCUUAUUUGAGGGCAGCAGCCGCAGCCUGUGCAGAUGCAGACAUGCUUAUGCACUGACAUCAGCUAAGAUAAGGCAAAACCACAGUUAAUUUGAGGACAUCGUUCCUCUCGGUAGGGUGAUUACGCUGUGUUCACCCAUCCACAGCCUAUUUUUACGCAGAAAGAAAGCGAAUCUAUGGCCGUUUCUCUUGGCUUUCUUCGGGGACUAUGAGGAGCGGAGUUCAAGUUUGAGCGACGGGUUGAGACUAAUUUGUACAGGGAGUCUAAAUCCUCUGUGUUGCUGCUCUGUGAAGUGUCAUCUUAUAACCUGACGAAGAGAGGGUGACAUUUUUCCUGCUGGACUGUUGUCGUCUUCCAGAAGGAUGGUGCUGGACAAGGAGGAGAGUGUGUCUCUCGUGCCCCUCCAGUCCAGGGAGAAGCCGAGGGGCUGUGCUGGUUGCAAUGGGAGGAUCCGGGAUCGCUUCAUGCUGCAGGCACUGGACAGGUUCUGGCAUGAGGACUGUCUGAAAUGUGUCUGCUGCGACUGCCGCCUGGGCCAGGUGGGCUCCACCCUCUACACUCGGGCCAACCUCAUCCUGUGCCGCAGGGACUACCUGAGGCUCUUUGGGGUGACAGGGAACUGUGCAGCCUGCAGUAAACUGAUCCCUGCCUUUGAGAUGGUGAUGAGAGCCAGAGACAACGUCUACCAUUUAGACUGCUUCGCCUGUCAGCUCUGUCGCCAGAGAUUUUGCGUGGGAGACAAGUUUUUCCUCAAGAACAACAUGAUCCUGUGCCAGCUGGACUAUGAAGGAGGCCAUCUUAAUGGCAGCACUGAGAGGCAGCCUCAAUAAGAGCAGAUCAGACCAGGAGGACUGCGAGCCAGUCAGACUGUAAAACUCACAGCAGCUUCCUGUGCAAAAAUAACACUGAUGAAACACACUUCCAGAACUCUUUGUUACUGAGGUGUGUGGCAACUGUCCUGCUCAGAUGGACAAGAGUUCAACCAAGAUGGAAGAAUGAAACUAUUGGGAGGAUAUUUUACUGGACACAAAUAGCGUGAACUAGGGUUUGCAAAUAAUUUGUAAUGUCUGUUCCACCAAACCUGAAAUAUUAGAGGGAUGGAGUGAAGCCAAUUGGGCCGCACAUAGCAUCAACCAAAUCAUCCAUCAGAGAAAAAUACUGAGUAGCAGUUGUCAGAUGGGUCUGGCAGUCACUGAACUGUCUUUUGUUGUGAUCCCCACCCAACUGGCAAGAAGGAAGCCCCAAAAUAAACAGGAACAUAUUUGUUUCAGCUCAACAAAGAAGAAGAUCCACGGUUUACCUCUUCACCUUUUGACUCUGAAGACAUGAGUGGGACUUUGAACCCGCUGUAGCUUUGUUUUCACUCUGAUCUCCAGCUGUGUUUUCUUCACUAAUUAAAUUGA
This is a messenger RNA of Monopterus albus (swamp eel), 1459 nucleotides long. RefSeq names its product rhombotin-1-like. Gene Ontology annotation, biological process: positive regulation of transcription by RNA polymerase II. Lineage: Eukaryota; Metazoa; Chordata; Actinopteri; Synbranchiformes; Synbranchidae. The transcript has 5 exons. Gene Ontology annotation, cellular component: nucleus. The record is from RefSeq and is a predicted model, not a curated record. Gene Ontology annotation, molecular function: transcription coactivator activity; DNA-binding transcription factor binding. The coding region runs from base 419 to 886 and encodes 155 amino acids.